Alosa alosa (allis shad) is the source of this 663-nucleotide messenger RNA. Its product is annotated as parvalbumin-7-like. Gene Ontology annotation, molecular function: calcium ion binding. The record is from RefSeq and is a predicted model, not a curated record. Bases 262 to 663 code for a protein of 133 amino acids. Lineage: Eukaryota; Metazoa; Chordata; Actinopteri; Clupeiformes; Clupeidae. The transcript has 5 exons. Gene Ontology annotation, cellular component: nucleus; cytoplasm.
UUCAUCUCACCUCUAAACAGUCGGAGAUCCCUCUCUCCCUCUCUCUCUCUCUCUCUCUCUCUCUGUGUCUUUUUCUUUUUACUUCUCUUUUCUCUGUCCUCUUCUCUCUCUCUCUCUCUCUCUCUCUCUCUGUCUCUUUCUCUCUGUCACUUCUGCGUCGGCUCCAGGCAUCCGUUGGUCGUCUCGUUUCAGCUGCUCUGCCGAAGCUUCUGCGAUCCAUUCAGAACCCCCCUACACACACACUUCAGACGGGCUGCAGAGAUGGCAAUGGACAGCAUUCUUAGCGCUGACGACAUCAAGAAGGCCCUUGAUGCUUUCAAAGCUGCAGACAGCUUUGACUAUAAGAAGUUCUUUGAGAUGGUGGGACUGCGGGCCAAGUCUGAUGAGGAGAUCAAGAAGGCCUUCCUGGUCAUGGACCAGGACAACAGUGGCUAUAUAGAGGAGGAGGAGCUCAGGUUUGUCCUUAAAAGCUUCUCUGCUGACGGCCGAGACCUUACUGAUAAGGAGACUAAGGCCUUCCUUGAAGCAGCUGACAAGGAUGGAGACGGCAAGAUCGGUGUGGACGAGUUCACUGCCCUGGUGCCAGGUAACCGUCUUGAUGACCCCCCUCCACCCCCAUCUGUUGACCCCUCCCACACAAGCCUCGCGCUGCUCACUCCCUGA